This is a messenger RNA of Panicum hallii, 1004 nucleotides long. RefSeq lists its product as uncharacterized. Lineage: Eukaryota; Viridiplantae; Streptophyta; Magnoliopsida; Poales; Poaceae. Bases 129 to 1004 code for a protein of 291 amino acids. The transcript is spliced from 3 exons. The record is from RefSeq and is a predicted model, not a curated record.
UUUCACGCCUUCUCCGCGGCCAGCCAGCUACAGCGACGUCGUGCGCUUUGACUCCCCUGCCCCAGCCCCCUCUCCUGCGCCGGCCGUUGUGCCUGUGCCGGUGGUGGCCACGGCGGCGGGGCAGCCGGAUGGAUGCGCGGACGGACGACGACGCCGACGGCGCCCCUUCCGUCAAGCGAGGAGGCGCCGGGCACCGCCGGUCCGGGUGGCGGAACCCCUGCCGCGCAUGGCACCGGAGCAGCCUUCCUGGGCGCGUGGUUGCCAGCUGCCUCCCCAUCCCAGCAGACGCAAGGCCGAUGGUGACCGCCGCCGGCCCCGCAUCGACGCGGACGGCUACGUGGAAGUGUUGUCGAGGUCCACUCACCGGAGGCUGCGACGGACGGAGAGCUCGACGGAGCAUUCGGCGUCCUCCUCUGAGCUCCCACCCGGCUUCCUCGAUGGGCCCGUCUGGUAGCAUGGCUUGCCCAGCGGGCCCAGAUGGUUGCAACGUGGAGCGGAGCGUGGGCAUGGCGGCCGAGGAGGCUAGGCUACGGCUGGCUCUGAUCGGCGUGGUGGGCAGCCCCUCGGCGGGUUGCUCUGUGGACGACGCGCGGCGGGCCAUCGUCGAGGCCACGGGCGUGCGUGCCGAGGACCUCUCCGUCAAGUUGCACCUGGAGAACUUCCUGGUGAUCUUUUCGGCCUACCCCCAACGCGACGGAAGGGACACCCGUGGCGGCGGCGGCACUGGGGGCGCUCGGAUCUUCGUUCCCUGCGGUGGCAAUGGCGCCCCAGCACCGCACCGGAUGGUGCUGGGCCACGCGCCUGUGACGACGGCAGCAGGAGUCCCGACAAGCGACCGGCUUGUUGCUGGCCAGUCUGAGGAGCACCCAAUGGCAACCGUGCCUUGGGUGGUUGAGCCUGCCUUGAGCGUGGAGCCGACCUCUGCUGUCGGGGAGCCGGCCACCAAGGCAGUGGUCCCGACCAAGCCGGUCGUGCCACCAGAGGCAAUCAGUUUUGAACUGUGA